AUGGAUCCUUGGAGGCUAGUCGUGCCUUCUCUUGGCAUUGUCAACCCGACAGCCUCGGCUAAUGUUCUGAACCCUCGCGCUGCACCUCCCGAGGACAAACAUUUCGUUCAGCCGAGAAGCGCAUACGCGCCCUCAGCUGUGGUGUAUUCUCCGCAUGAAGUCCGUAUCACGAAUAAUUCGCCGUCGCAGCAGCUCCCAGCUAUUGACGCGGGCGUUUUGACUCCCGCGAUACUCUCCAACGUCGUCCCCUCGCAGACUCCAGCGGGAGUUGAUGGAAUCGUAGGGCCUAUUCCUGCUAAGGGAAACUCUACCAAGCAAGGUAAGAUCACCAAGAAGACCAAGCCUCCCAAGCAGACCCCCAAGAGCCGCGGCGGCGGGCUCACUCGUAGCCAAGUCGGUCCCUGCCAGCCGCCGGGCGACUUCGUUGCGCCGCGCGGCUCCCAGUGGCGCCUGGUGACCGAGAACAUGCUCAAGUUCAUGAAGGACGAAGAGCUAAAGGAGAUUGUAAAGGCCACCGGCGAGGUAGCGAAGGACGGCGAUCCCGAGGCGCAGAAGGUCUGGAGCCUCGUGCAGGCCUACAUCGACCGCCGCCACCAGCUGCGCAACAACCGAUCUGCGCGGAAGGCGCGCAACAAGAAGGAUCAGGAGCUCCAUUUCUGGAAGGAGUUGGCGCUUUCUCUUGGAGCCGAGGACAAGGAGUUUGAGUACCACGAACCUGCGGGUCUUCACGACGAAUUCGAGAAGUGA
Phaeoacremonium minimum UCRPA7 is the source of this 747-nucleotide messenger RNA. RefSeq lists its product as hypothetical. The record is from RefSeq and is a predicted model, not a curated record. The transcript has 2 exons. Gene Ontology annotation, molecular function: DNA-binding transcription factor activity. Gene Ontology annotation, biological process: regulation of DNA-templated transcription. NCBI's taxonomy places the organism in Eukaryota, Fungi, Ascomycota, Sordariomycetes, Togniniales, Togniniaceae. Bases 1 to 747 code for a protein of 248 amino acids.